Geodia barretti is the source of this 1011-nucleotide messenger RNA. The record is from the annotation of a GenBank genome assembly. Lineage: Eukaryota; Metazoa; Porifera; Demospongiae; Tetractinellida; Geodiidae.
AUGGCAGUGAACAUUUACACCGAUAAAGACGCCGACAUGUCCUUCCUGGAAGGCAAGACGGUGGGGAUGAUCGGCUACGGCAGCCAGGGCCACGCCCACGCGCUGAACCUGCACGACAGCGGGAUCAAGGUGAUGGUCGGCCUGUACGAGGGCAGCGCGAGCCGGCAGGUGGCGCGGGACGCCGGACUGGCGGUCGGCAGCGUGGCCGAGGUGGCCAAAGAGGCCGAGAUAAUGAUGGUUGCCAUACCGGACCACGUGCAGAAGGACGUGUACCGGGACGAGAUCGAACCCAACCUGGGACCGGGUAAGGCUCUGAUGUUCGCCCACGGGUUCACCAUCCACUACCAGUUCGUGGUGCCGCCGCCGACGGUGGACGUGCUGAUGAUCGCGCCGAAGGCGCCGGGGCACCGGAUGCGGGAGCACUUCGUGGAGCAGGGCAUCGGCGUGCCGUGCCUGCUGGCAGUGCACCAGGACGCCACGGGCAACGCCAAGAACAUCGGGCUGGCCUAUGCGUCCGGCAUUGGCUGCGCCCGCGCCGGCGUGCUGGAGACCACCUUCAAGGACGAGACCGAAAGCGACCUGUUCGGCGAGCAGUCGGUGCUGUGCGGCGGCGUGACCGCGCUGAUCAACCUGGCGUUCGAGACGCUGGUGGAGCGGGGAUAUCCGCCGGAAAUCGCGUACUUCGAGUGCCUGCACGAGCUGAAGAUGAUCGUUGACUUGAUCCAGCAGGGCGGGUUCAACUACAUGCGGUACUCGGUGAGCGACACGGCCGAGUAUGGCGACCUGACCCGUGGCACGCGGGUGGUCGACGACCACGUCCGCGAGAACAUGAACCGGGUGCUGGACGACAUCCAGAGCGGGGCGUUUGCCAAGGAAUGGAUGGCGGAGUGCGACGAAGGAAGGCACAACUUCCUGCGCCUGCGCCAGGAAGCGCGCACCAGCCGGAUCCACGAGGUGGGCCGGGGCCUGCGCGAGAUGAUGCCGUGGAUGAACCCACGCGAGAUCGAGUAA